Molecule: messenger RNA, 3519 nt
Organism: Harpegnathos saltator (Jerdon's jumping ant)
Lineage: Eukaryota; Metazoa; Arthropoda; Insecta; Hymenoptera; Formicidae
Gene: dor
Product: vacuolar protein sorting-associated protein 18 dor
Exons: 19
Coding region: 211-3216 (1001 amino acids)
Biological process (GO): lysosome organization; organelle fusion; intracellular protein transport
Cellular component (GO): HOPS complex; endosome
Molecular function (GO): protein binding; protein-macromolecule adaptor activity
Source: RefSeq, a predicted model, not a curated record
UUGAUCACGUGAUGAUAUCCAAGCAGUAAACAGCUGAUGUCUCUUGCUAAUAAAACGAAACACAAUUUAAUAUUUAACUACGCUUGCAUAUAUCUGCUCGAACUUUUCAAAAUAUGUUAUCAUGAUUUUGUGCCCUUCUAAAAAGUAUUUAAAUUUUUAGGCUGUUUUGCCUGUUUUUUCAAAAUAUAAUCGAUUUACUUAACAAUCAAAAUGACAUCAAUGUUUGAUCAGUAUGAGCAAGCUUCUCAGCGCUCCAAACAGGUGCUUGUACCACCGAUUCGCCCAGAUAUUAGUACAGCAGGCUUUAUUCAAAUGAAGCUCCAAGAUGAUGGCCCAAUUUUCACCAAGCAGAAGGUUAACUUUUUGCCAUCUGACAAAAUUCUUCAUUUAGUUGUUAGUAGUAACAUGAUCGUGAUUGCUAUGGCUAACAACAUUCUACUACGCAUUGAUAUGAAACAGCCUGACAAGACUGAGGAAAUCGACAUAUCCAAAUAUACAUUGACCAUGAAAAUGUCUGGUUUGUUUCUGGAUCCAUUGGGCCAUCAUUUGCUUGUAACCCUAGUACCGAGACACGGAGACAAUAGUCCUCCUCCUGAAUUGUACUACUUACAUAGGAAAACAACCAAGCUCAAGCAAGCUGGUAAGUUCAAGGGUCAUGAGAUCACUGCUGUUGGCUGGAACUUUUCCAACACUUCGGACACAAGUUCAGGAUCCAUUUUAUUGGGAACAUCCAAAGGCCUGAUUUUUGAAACAGAGAUUGGAUUGGAAACAGACAAGAUUUUUAACACUAGUUUGGAACAAUAUUGGCGUCAGCUUCCGAAUUAUCUGCCUCUUUAUGGUACAAAAGAGGUAGGAGGACUGGUAUUCGAUGUAGGAAAAAAUAGCAAACCUCCGAUCACUGGGAUAGAAUUUCACAAAUUACCUAAUUCCGACAAGUAUAUGAUCAUCGUGACUACUCUUAUGCGCAUUUAUCAAUAUAUUGGUGCCAUUGCUAAUACCGAGGAAAAGCCCCUUCUGCAACAAGUCUUUUACAAAUAUCUGAACGCGCAAGAAAGUUUCAGUGAAGUAAUAAGUUCCUUGCCAUAUUCAAAGAUGCAAUUUUAUUAUCCUUCUUUGGGUGUUUUACCAAAGUCAUUCGGAUGGCUGACAGAGACUGGUAUUCUAUAUGCUCAGGUAGACGCAAAAUCUGAGGGAAACAAUGUGUUGAUCAAUCAGCAGAUGUUGACAUGUCCGGAAACAAGUCUCAUAGGUAGCAAUUUGUCGCAGACUACUUCGACGCCGUUAUCCUUUGUGUUGACAGAAUUUCAUGCAUUGCUAUUAUAUCCAGAUCACGUAAAAGGCAUAUCGCUGUUGAACCAAGAAUUAAUAUUCGAAGACAUUUACAAUGAUGCAGUCGGCAAAUUGAUCGGCAUUACCAAAGACCCCGCGACAAGAUCAAUUUGGGCUUAUAGUGAACGAGCUGUCUUCAAAUACAGAGUUACAAAAGAAGAUAGAAAUGUCUGGCAGGUAUAUGUGGACAAGAGCGAGUUUGAACUCGCUAAGCAAUAUUGUAAGGAUAAUCCCGCGCAUAUUGAUCAAGUACUUGUAAAACAAGCAGAAAUGCUCUUCAAGAAUAAAGAAUACGAAAAGAGUGCGCUGAUAUAUGCGGAUACGCACUCUUCUUUCGAGGAGAUAUCUUUAAAGUUCCUGCAGGAGUGGCAAAUUGAAGCCCUGAAGACGUUCCUGCGCAAGAAACUCGAUGGUUUCAAGACGCAAGAUAAAACGCAGAUAACAAUGAUCGUUAUUUGGGUGACUGAGCUGUUCAUGAAUCAAAUGGGUGCUUUGCGUAGCAGUAACACAUCUUACCGCCACGAUCCGCAAUAUAUAGAAUUGCAGAAUCAGUUUGAUCAGUUUCUCGCUAUUCCUAAAGUUGAGGAAUGCAUCAGGAAAAACCGCAACACGAUAUAUGAUUUGAUGGCAAGUCACGGCGAUAAAGACAAUCUAAUAAACUUAACAGUAAUGCACCGCAAUUAUGAAGAAGUAAUUCGCCAAAAUCUGUAUAAGAGUGACUAUAUAGGGGCACUUGGGGUACUUAAAAAUCAGAGCAAUAAGGAUCUCUUCUAUCAGUUCGCUGGAAUCCUGCUACAGGAAUUGCCACGACCCACUAUUGCUGCUUUGAUCUCACAAGGUUCAUUACUGAAGCCGGUCAAGCUACUACCAGCUUUGGUCUCAUGCAACAGUGAUGAGAAACACGCUAAAGAAAUCAUAAAAUAUUUAGAAUUCUGCGUGUACAAACAGGGCUCGCAAGAGCAAGCGAUUCACAAUUUUCUAUUGUCCUUAUACGCCCGUUAUAAGCAGGACGAAGUGAUGCGAUACAUAAGCUCUCAAGGUCAAGAUAUCAAUAUGGUACAUUAUGACGUACAUUAUGCAUUAAGAUUGUGUCAAGAAGUUAGAUUGACGGAAGCCUGCGUGCAAUUGUCAGCAUUGCUUGGUUUGUGGACCACCGCUGUAGAUCUCGCUCUUACGAUUAGCGUGGAUCUUGCCAAGCAAAUCGCCGCCAUGCCAUCCGAUCAUGAUGACGAGUUGAGAAAGAAAUUGUGGUUGAAGAUAGCGGAGCAUGUGGUACGAGAAAAAGACGACAUACAGCAAGCAAUGGAAUUUUUGCAGCAUUGCGAUCUCGUGAGAAUAGAAGAUAUCUUGCCGUUUUUCUCCGAUUUCGUCACAAUCGAUCACUUCAAGGAAGCUAUUUGCAAUUCUCUGCAGGAGUACAAUCAGCACAUACAAGAUCUCAAAGAAGAGAUGCAGGAAGCCACGAAAGCAGCGGAACUAAUCAGAAAGGAUAUCCAGACCUUCAGAUCUAGAUGUACCUUUGUACAUGCAAGGGAUGCAUGCAACACGUGUGAAGUACAAUUACUAUUACGACCAUUCUACGUGUUUCCCUGCGGUCACAAGUUUCAUAGCGAUUGUUUAGUGGCGACAUUGACGCCGAUGCUGUCUAUGGAUCAGAGAACGAAACUGGCGGAUCUACAACGGCAACUUACAGCCAUCUCAAAUCGGCCCGAGGAUACUGCAUCGGUGGCUUCUGUGGCCUUGUCAACAAGAGACCAGAUCAAAGCCGAUAUCGACGAAUUGAUCGCGUCAGAAUGUCUCUAUUGCGGAGAGCUUAUGAUAGAAUCGAUAGAUAAACCAUUUAUCGAGGAAGAAGAUUACGAACGUAUAAUGAAGGAAUGGGCGUGAGAAAGCUUUUCUGUAAAAAAUGUGAUACAGCAUGCUCAUUUUUCUUAGGAGACAUUGGCAGGAGGCUCUUAGAAUUGAUCUUCUGAAGUUUAGCAUUCUCUCUCUCUCCCCCUCUCUCUCUCUCUCUUUCUCUCUCCCCCCCCUGAAUAAGCUGACUUCAUCAUUGUAACUAUUUCGGCUAUUUUAAUUAAUUGAUUACAGCUAAAACCGAAUAAUUUAUUUUAUUUACAUGCUGGAAAGAUAAACAUAUAUAAUUUACGUAUAACAUCAAGAAAACUUAAUUAAAUAUCAUAUCCCAAAGUA